CAGCACAGAGAAAUAUGAAGCGUUCAGCAGCUUCUGCGGUUGCUCAGAAAGCAUCAGCUGAUGAUGCACUCCGUAAACAAGAUGCCUUGACAUAUCUCAGGGAACUGAAAGAAAGACUGAAGGACAGGAAGGACACCUACGACGAAUUUCUUGAGAUCAUGAAAGAAUUCAAGUCACAGAGAAUCGAUACCGAAGGCGUAAUAAAACGCGUCAAAACAAUUUUCAAGGGACACAGAGAUCUAAUUCUUGGUUUCAACCAGUUUUUGCCAAAGGUACGUGAAAUCUACUGCCCGGAAAAUUCCAUCUACGCCUUCUCUGAGGGACACGAGAUCCGUAUCGAAGAUGUAGAACGUGAGGAACGCGAGGAAGUGGAGCGUGUUAAGGCUGAAACUAAUGGUACUCAAUCUGCCAGACCUCAAGUUGAAUUUGUCCAUGCAAUAAGCUAUGUUAACAAGAUAAAGACCCGUUUUGCUAACGAUGAGCGUGUUUACAAAGCUUUUCUUGAGAUCUUGAAUAUGUACCGCAAGAACUUGAAAAGUAUCAGUCAGGUGUAUGACGAGGUUGCAGCCUUAUUUAAAUCUCACACUGAUUUGCUGGAGGAAUUCACGUACUUUCUCCCUGAUGUUGACAAUCCCGCUGCCAGAAAGAAAACAGGGUUAACUAAAGGGUUUCGAGGCAAAGGAGGCCAACAAGGCACGCUUAAGAAAAAAGUCAAAGGCGAGCAAAACGAGAAUUCCUUUGAUGCCCCAUUCGGAUCCGGAAUAGACCGAUACAACACGGCCGCGUCACUUGCGAAGGAACUAGCUUUCUUCGAAAAAGUGAAAACACGUCUGCGAAGCCGUGAAUCAUACGGUGAGCUUAUAAAAUGCUUAAAUAUUUUUAACUCCGAGGUGAUUUCCAAGAUGGAACUGGAAGCACUAGUCUGGGACAUCCUGGGCUCUUACCCUGAUCUUCAUUCUGGCUUCAAUGAUUUCUUGACAAGAUGCGAAAGCACAGAUUUUGACCUGAGUGAGAGUGUCAGGGGUAAGGAUGGCAAGCUGGGCAAUUCGAAAGAUACGCAGAAGAUCAGUGCAAGGGAAAAAUUUCUUUUGCGUCCGAUCUCUGAGCUUGACCUUUCUGCUUGUGAGCGAUGUGGGCCAUCAUAUCGUCUUUUGCCCAAGAAUUUUCCGAAGGCUUCUGCAUCUGCUCGCAGUCCUCUCUGCCAAGAACAUUUAAAUGAUAAUUGGGUCAGUGUCACAUCGGGUUCUGAGGACUACAGUUUCAAGGCCAUGCGUAAAAACCAGUAUGAAGAGGCACUUUUCCGAUGCGAGGAUGAUAGAUUCGAACUUGACAUGGUCUUGGAAACUACGGAAGUGACUGUGGAUGCACUUCAAGCCAUCUUUGAAAAAAUUAAUCGCAUGACUGCUGAGGAAGCGUCCCACUACCGCAUACCAGAGGGGUUCUUGACGCCAAUUCACCUUCGUACCAUUGAGCGUGUCUACGGCAUCGGCACCGACCACGGACAAGACAUUCGUCGAAUGAUUCUUGACUAUCCCGUGGUCACUAUCCCUAUGGUGUUGAGUCGUUUGAAGCAGAAGGAUUUGGAAUGGAGAAAAGUUAAGGAAGAGGUGACCCCUAUUUGGGUUGACGUGUAUGAGAAGAACUAUAACAAAUCUCUGGACCACCGUUCCUUCUAUUUUAAACAAACUGACAAGAAGGCUCUCAGCGUCAAGGGCAUGACGAAUGAAAUUAAGGAGGUUAGUGAUAAACGGAAAAAUAGCGAUGAUCAUGGCAACAUUAGAGAGCUGAGAGGCCACGCUCUGUCUCCUGAUCUUACUUUUCACUAUGCUGACCGCAAAGUCCACGACGAUAUUUACGCCGUGCUCAAGUUCAGCACGAAUGAGAUGAUGAGCACUGAACAUGCGGAUCGAAUCAUGAAAAUGUGGCGCGAUUUCAUUGAACCUUUUUUCGGAAUAAAUCGUGUCGAUGGAGAGUACUUUGAUGACUCAGCUGAGCAAGCUUCAAUAUUUGUUAGCAAAUUUAAUGGAGAGGAUGUCGAGUGCAGCGAGGAGAAUGACCAGGCUGAGGAAGAGAAUCCCGAAAACGUUACGAACCACACUGGAUUAAAUGAGAUAUUGUCUAAUUUCCCCGAUGUAGAUGCUGAUGUCAAGCCAGGGGAUCCGCAGUUUGUCGUUUUUGCAAAAGAGGCAGAAUUUCAAAUUCUAAGUGAUGACCGUACAGGGGAGCGAGACUUGUCUGACCGCACUCUCAGCAAAGACAUGCCAGUCGCACAGGACAUUUCCGAGGCUGGCGAUGGGUUUGAAAUGAGCAAUGAUGGAGAGGAACGGAUAUAUGCUGCAUGCAAGCCGCUCGCUUGCAGCGCACAAGUCACAAGUGCAGAGUCUGUUGGCAGUGACACAUAUGUUGACUCUUUUGCUAAGCUAAGCGACAGAUUAUUUUACGGGCACGAUGGCUACUAUAUGUUAUUCAGAUUGCACCAGCAUCUCUAUGAUCGCCUCUCCACUGCCCGCGCAUCUGCUGUGAGCAUGUCCACACACUUUGGGCAGAAAGUUGGCCCUGAAGAGGAGCGUGCUGCCAAAGAGCGUGAAAUCCAUGAUGACUUCCUGCGCCUGUUAUUUAAGCUGCUGAAUGGUACAGCCGACGCUUCGAAUUUCGAAGAUGACUGCCGCACUCUCCUUGGUGCGAACUCCUAUGUCUUAUUUACCCUUGAUAAACUUGUAUACAAGAUAGUCAAGCAGGUCCAAAAUCUCUUCACUGAUGAGAUGGCUUCAAAGCUUCUCGAUUUAUCUGAAUAUGAAAGUGCGCGGAGCACUCCGUUUAUCGAAGCUAUCUACCAUGCUAACGCCAGUGUACUGUUGCUUGAUGAAGCGUGUUUCCGUAUCGGCUCAUCGAAAGAUGGGGAAGUACUCACCAUUAAAUUAAUGGAAUUCGGCUUGGAAAAGGCAGAAGUUCCAGCAGGGACGAUGGAAGCACACUUCCACGAGUAUCUCGAAGACUUCUUGCAGACUAUCGUGGUUGCCGGAGAGGAUCGCACGGAACAACCAGAUAUAUUUCUUGCACGAAGUAAAGUAGCAGCAGGACACGAUUUGGAUGGCCACACUUCCCAUGGUCCUGCGAAAGAACGUCCAUAUCGAGUCAGUGUGUUCAAUUCGCUGGAGUGCAAAAUCGCCUGUAACAACUCUAAAGUAUCGUACGUCCUUGACACUGAGGAUAUAUUCCAUCGUAAAAGGCUUGAUCGCGUUGGGAAGUUCAUUUGCACAAAAGUAAAACAUGCUACAUUGGCAAAAUCGGAGUUGUCACGCCGGAAGUUCCGUAUGUGGCUUGCAAGGAAAGAAAGCUUAUUGCCAAGAGCCAAGAGUGCUUUAGGCACGACCAAUUUGGACGUUUCCGACCGUGUUCUGGAUUGCUCAAAAAGAACCCCGACGGAAAGAGCUGUUCAAGCCACUACUGCUGGCGCUGCAGCGGAUCUUAAAGAGGCAGAGACUGUCUCGGCUUUCGAAACUAUUCAAGAGGAAAUACUUGGAGACAGGGAGGGAGGUGAAGAUAAACUUCCUAGGGGUGUUCAGCAUGCAAACGAAACGAACUACGACGAAAGUCCAAAGGAUGCAUUUAUAGAUUCGAAAGAUUCACUUGCUAAAAUGUAGAAGAGAUUCCUGGUCGUUCCAGUUGAAUGAUAAUUUAUAUUUUGGGAGGACCGGGGUAACGUUUGACAUCCCAGAAGACAAAGAGACGAGAGAAAUUUGAAUUUUGACCGGAGUUUUAUCUGUGUUCUGUUAUUUUCAACCCACAACAUAUCAUAGCAGAUAUCUGUAACUCACUUAAUAUCAAAGUGAACCUUAAUUCUA
Micromonas pusilla CCMP1545 is the source of this 3845-nucleotide messenger RNA. RefSeq lists its product as uncharacterized. The record is from RefSeq and is a predicted model, not a curated record. Gene Ontology annotation, cellular component: histone deacetylase complex; chromatin. Gene Ontology annotation, biological process: negative regulation of transcription by RNA polymerase II. Bases 15 to 3644 code for a protein of 1209 amino acids. Lineage: Eukaryota; Viridiplantae; Chlorophyta; Mamiellophyceae; Mamiellales; Mamiellaceae. The transcript has 5 exons. Gene Ontology annotation, molecular function: transcription corepressor activity.